This is a messenger RNA of Monoraphidium neglectum, 657 nucleotides long. RefSeq lists its product as hypothetical. Gene Ontology annotation, molecular function: RNA helicase activity; RNA binding. The record is from RefSeq and is a predicted model, not a curated record. Gene Ontology annotation, cellular component: nucleus. The transcript has 8 exons. The coding region runs from base 1 to 657 and encodes 218 amino acids. Lineage: Eukaryota; Viridiplantae; Chlorophyta; Chlorophyceae; Sphaeropleales; Selenastraceae.
AUGACUAGGGCAGAGUUGGGGGCUGCGGGCUAUCACAAUGGCCGGCUGGUGUCUGUCCCCACGGCCAACGUGGCUCAGACGCUGGAGCGGGCGGACGACAGGCAGAAGCUGGACCUGCUGUGCGCGCUGCUGCAGGAGGAGUUGGAGCAGGCGUCCCGCGGCGGCCCCGAGAUGCCGCUCACCAUCGUGUUUGUCGAGCGCAAGACGCGCUGCGACGAGGUGGCCCAGGCGCUGCAGGCGGAGAGCAUCCCGGCGGUGGCGCUGCACGGGGGCCUGGGGCAGUGGGAGCGUGAGAGCAGCCUGAAGGAGUUUUCAGAGGGCCGCGCGCGCGUGCUGGUGGCUACGGACGUGGCAAGCAGGGGUCUUGAUGUGAAGGGCAUCGGCCACGUCAUCAACAUGGACCUGCCGCGCGCGUUCGAGGACUACGUGCACCGCAUCGGCCGAACGGGUCGCGCCGGCACACGCGGCCGCGCCACGUCAUUUUUCUCGGAUAAGGACGCCUUCUUGGUCAGCCAGAUCAAGACGGCCCUGGCCGAGGCGGAGCGCGGCAACGCGGCCGCGUUCCAGAUGGGCAAGGAGGCGCGCAAGGCCGAGAAGGAGCUGGCCCAGAAGUUCAAGAGCGACCUCAAGCUCGGCAGCCAGCCGGAAAAUGUCUAG